Urocitellus parryii (Arctic ground squirrel) is the source of this 1071-nucleotide messenger RNA. RefSeq names its product eukaryotic translation initiation factor 1A domain containing (gene Eif1ad). Lineage: Eukaryota; Metazoa; Chordata; Mammalia; Rodentia; Sciuridae. The record is from RefSeq and is a predicted model, not a curated record. Gene Ontology annotation, cellular component: nucleus. Gene Ontology annotation, molecular function: translation initiation factor activity; RNA binding. Gene Ontology annotation, biological process: translational initiation.
GGACCCCSCGGUAGGACAAGUUAGAGGAACGGACAAAGUAGAGGAAGUGCGGCCGGAAGGUUUCUGAGAGAGCGCCGGAAGUACACUGCAGGGUCCGACUCAAACUGGUGUCCUCCUUGUAGUUGGACUAGCGGAAAUUGGGAACGCCACGAUCCGGAGUCCAGAACUGCUGUUCCGUGGUGAUCACCGGCAAGUCCCAUUUUUGUGCCUUCGUUGGCUCGGCUUUGAAAUUUCGAGUCGUGAACUAUCCGCUCUCAGCGUCCAGCUGGAAAACAGGGUUGCUUGUGCAGCGCCUGUGGAACCCAAGGGCCAACGACCUGGCUUCUGAAACUGUCAUCAAAAUAACUUCAGAGGAGGAGCUUACGGUAUUCUUGUUCCUAACCACCCUGGGACAGGACCCAGCAUGUCACAGGCCACCAAGAGGAAGCAUGUGGUGAAGGAGGUGCUGGGGGAGCACAUGGUGCCCUCUGACCAGCAACAGAUCGUGMGGGURCUCAGGACACCAGGGAAUAAUCUGCAUGAGGUGGAGACAGCCCAAGGGCAGCGCUUCCUGGUGAGCAUGCCGUCCAAAUACCGCAAGAACAUCUGGAUUAAGAGAGGGGACUUUCUCAUCGUUGACCCCAUUGAAGAGGGAGAAAAGGUGAAGGCUGAGAUCUCCUUUGUUCUCUGCAAGGACCAUGUGCGCUCUCUGCAGAAGGAGGGCCUCUGGCCUGAGGCCUUCUCUGAAGUGGCUGAGAAACACAACAGGAACAGACAGACUCAGCCAGAACUCCCAGCUGAGCCACAGUCAUCAGGAGAAGAGUCUGCCUCUGAAGAUGAUUCUGACCUCUUUGUUAACACCAAUCGCAGACAGUAUCAUGAGAGUGAGGAGGAGAGUGAAGAGGAAGAGGUGGCCUGAGACUCUGGGAUSCACUUUUCCACUUGCUCAGGGACUACUCCCAGGCUCCUCUGGGCUUGGACAUUCCCAGGGUGCCCUGCAGAUCUUUACCCCUGGAUGGGGACAAGGCAGGACCCUCUUGAACUGACCUUUUGUCCUAGGAGAAUUAAACCCCUGGUGGGUGGUGACUUGUA